Zasmidium cellare ATCC 36951 is the source of this 855-nucleotide messenger RNA. RefSeq lists its product as uncharacterized. NCBI's taxonomy places the organism in Eukaryota, Fungi, Ascomycota, Dothideomycetes, Mycosphaerellales, Mycosphaerellaceae. The record is from RefSeq and is a predicted model, not a curated record. The transcript has 2 exons. The coding region runs from base 1 to 855 and encodes 284 amino acids.
AUGGCAAACGGUACAUCCCUGAUGAGCAGCUUCGCCGAAGAAAUCAACAGCGAGUGUGUGAUCAUCACCGCGGGCGACGGCGAUAGUGCCAGGCGGUUCAGUGUUCCGCAAAGUUUGCUCUGCCGCAAAUCGAAGUGGUUUGAGAACGCCUUCAAAGCAGGCAAGACCAAGGAGAUCGCACUUCCGCAAGACGAUCCAGCCGCUGUCGAGUCCUCCAUCUUCUUCGUCUACAACGACAGCUUGAUCUUCAAGACUGGACGCCUGAGCAUCGAGCAGCGAAGCUUCGACCUCAAGCUAUGCUACAACAUUUGGUCAUUUGCGAACAGAUGUCUUCUCUCGGAGCUUCAAAAUGCCGCGACGCAUCGGGCGUGUUACGUCCUCAACGACAGCAACCACGACAACGAUAUCCCCACGAUUACGCUCCGCGAAUGCUUCGAGGUCACAACGGCUGAGUCUCCAUUGCGUGCUCUCAUUGGCGAUUAUUGUGUCAAGCUGUUCGAGAAGCAUGACGAGAACGACUUCCACAUUGAGGAGCUCGAAGGAUGUCCUGGUCUUGUUGCCACUCUUCAUCAGUCGGAGGUAGUCCGCCGGAAGCUUGAUGCCCGAGACUUUCCGAGAUACGUCAAGCCAGCUAAACUUGCUGAGACGCUGCUGAUGAAGGAGGAGGAGCCGCGCAGAGAUGCAGUGGAGUGGCGGGCAUGGGGUGGAUGGGACGAGAUCAAACCAACAUGCAAGGAUUGCGCAUACAGUAGCAGUACCGUACGUCCUGUCUGCUCGAGGUGCCAGCGAGAGCGAUGCAAGUGCUACAACCAAACAUGGGUUCUUCUCUGCUCUGGCUGCUGGCCGAAGCUAUGA